GACCCAGGAGCGCUGACUCUGGACCUGGAAUCCCUCGACACCUACAUCCAGAACACGCUCUCUGACCUCUACCCGCCCUUUGAGGCCACGGCAGCUACCGUGCUCUGGCAGGUGUUCAGCGUGGCUGAGAGGCUCCAUGGAGGCGACGGGCUGCGCUGCCUCACUGACUUCCUCAUCCCCGCCACAAGGGCUCUACAGCACCUGCAGCAGGAGGCCUGUGCCAGGUACACAGGUCUCAUCUUCUUCCACGAAGGCUGGCCACUGUGCAUCCAUGGGAAGGUGGUGGUGCAGUUGGCAUCCCUCCGCGGAGUCAGGCUCAGGCCCGGGGACUUCUACCUGCAGGUCACAUCAGUGGGGAAGCAGUCAGCCAGACUGGUCUUAAAAUGCCUCUCUCGGCUGGGACGAGGCUCAGAGGAAGUCGCAGUGCCUGAGGCCAUGUACGGCUGUGUCUUCACAGGAGAGUUCCUGGACCGGGUGAACAGGGAACGCAACAGUGUCCUCUUGAAAAACUGCUUGCUGACCUCAGGCUCUGCUGUCUACCGCACCCCAUGGAGCAACGUCACCGUCCCUGUGUUUGUACCUACCAGCGGAAGAGUCCUGCCCAGCUGCUCCAGCCAUCCUGGGCCUGAGCAGCCGCCCAGCACCUCCUCGGAGGCGCCGGCCCCAGCCCCAGCCAUGGCCAGCCCCCAUCCAUGGGGGAGCACCCCUUCCAGCGACACUCCAGUCCUGCCUCCCUGCGGUGGGCAUAUUGGCAGUGACCAGCCCAGCCACCUUCCUUACCUGAGAAGAGCUGAGUGCGAAAGCGCCGGGACGCUGCCCAGGAGCUCUGAUGUCAGCCUGUGGGAGCCCCUUGAGGGCCCUGAACAACCCGGAGGGAGACUGGACCCCGUGGACAAGAAGGAUGGCCCCCAGGCCCUCACCUCUCCCGAGGACACAGGCAGCCCGAGCUCCAGAAGGCGGCUGCCUGGGGCCCCUGGCGGCGUGGAGGCCAGACGCUGGUUCCGGAAGUCCUACAUGGAGGCCCUUCAGAACCCCAUGCCGCUGGGCUCCAGCUCUGAGGAGUCCCUCGCGGAGCAGGCCUGCGGCGCCCAGAGCAAGGGGGCCGAGGCAGCGGCCGGCCGGACCCAGAGUGAAACCCCUGGCUCUCGAGGGGACCCCCAGGGAACCCGGAGUCAAGAAAGCUGUCCAGGAGCCACUGGGAGGACCCUUAUCAGGAGGUCUCAGUCCUGGGACAGAUCUGUCAGGAGCUUCCGGGGUGACGUCCGGCCGGCCUCCCCCCAUUCAGCCAGUGCUGGAUCUGGAGGUCUCUUAGGAGGACAAGCUGUGACGACCAGAAACUUGGGCUCCAGCCACCCCUCUGGCUGCACCAAAGAGGAAGCUGGUGUCAACACGGAUGGCUGCAGCUUCCGACGACACGACCCCAGCAAGUUUCCAGAUGUGCUUGCUGAGCUGCUGUGUGCUGAGGGAGAAGAGCAGCCACCCAACCCAGGAGCUGUGCCCAGCCAGGUGCCCAGGCAGGUGCUGGAUGUCCACCCAGAGCUGCUGCAGUCUGGGGCCGUCACCCUGCCAGGGACCCGAGACCGCCAAGGGAGAGCAGUAGUGCAGGUCUGCACGAGGGGCCCACUCUGGUCCAGCCAACACAUGUCCAGUGCCGAGCUGACCUGCCUGCUGAAAUACCUCCAUGGCAUUCCCAGGAAGGAGGUGCGGGACCUGGGGCUGGUCAUCCUGGUGGAUGCACGUAAGAGUCCGGCCAUCCCUGCCCUUUCUCAGGCCCUGACAGCUCUGCAGAACACAUCUACCCCCAUAAUUUAUACCAUUUUGCUGUUGGUGGAUAAAGAAUCGGCAUUUAGGCCUGACAAGGAUGCAACAAUUCAGUGUGAGGUGGUGGGCUCCCUGAAGGCCCUGCACAAGUUUGUUGACAGCUCUCAGCUGACUGCAGAACUCGAAGGCUCCUUUCCCUACAGCCACAGUGACUGGAUCUGCUUCCGUAGGAAACUGGAGCCCUUUACCAUAAACUGCCAGGACGCCAUUGCUCUCUUACAAAAUUUAGUCGGCUCCCUGAACACCCACAGGAUCCUAAGCACGGCACAGGAGGUCACAGAGUUAAUCAGUGAGCACAAGGCCAUAAUGAAGCGAGUCCUGGAAGACCCACUGCUGGUCUCCCUGCGCCUGGAAGGUGGCACUGUGCUGGCACAGCUAAGGAGGAAAGAGCAAGCGACCAGCGAAGACGGCCGAGACAGCAUUGAGGCUGCCUCCCGGCUGUACAACCAAGUGGAUGAAGCGGUCCAUAGGCUGGUCCUCACCUCCAACAGGUGUCUACAGGAGCUGGAGAGUCUCCGGGAACUGAGAACACUCCAGGAGGAAGGUGAACAGAUCAAAUCAUGGUUUGAAAAAGAGCAAGAGAAAUUCCUGAGCCCCUUGGAGCUGCUCUCUGUUGAGAACGGGAAGCUGCAGCAGCAGGAGCUGCAAGCCAGGCAGCCCAGGCCCACGCAGUGUUGUCAGAAAGGACCACAGCUGAUGGAAGAGAACAACUCGAAGGACACAGAGGAAAUAGUACGGGAUGUCGGGAGGUGUCUGAGCGCCACAGCUGGCCAGGCUGAGUGGAAGGAGGGAGAGCUGGCCCAGUGGGUCCUCCAGUCCCCGUUCUCCGAGCCGGUGAACAAGAGGACACUGCGUUGCAGUGAGUGCCUGGAACCCCUGGGCCCAGAGCUGGUUGCUGAGUAUUUGAAGAGCUGUCACCAGGAUGCCGUGGAGGUGUCUGCGAGCUUGGGGGUAUUGGGCCUGGGUGGCCAGCAGGCGCUGGAGCAGUGGCAUGCCUUGUGGCUCCAGUGCCAGCAGACCCGACUCUGCUCCCAGGAGGCCCUUUCUGAGGCUGCCUCGGGCCCCAGUGCCCUGCCUCCGGAGCAGAGACCCUUGAAGCUUGAGCUUGUCCAGGGGGCCGAGAUGAGGCACCGUGAGACAUCCUGGAUCCCCCCCACUGACCCCGAGGGCUGUGCUGGGGAGCGGACACAACUGCUAUCCAGCCUCCCCGGACAAGUCGCUCUGUGUGGGCAGGAGGGUGAGCACCUGGACCCAGGUGUGCAUACCCCAGACGACAGUUCCACCUGCUCCUCUGAGCCUGUCCAGACCCCCAUCAUCCACCACAGGAAACAUCCCCUGAAGAAAAUUAUGAAGAAAACACUAAGCUUUGAGAGUCCACAGCUUGACAGUAGCCCCAGGGACUCCCACCGGCCAGGCCACACUGGGGUCUUCAUCAAAGGCCUGGAGGUGACCAGCACCAUGGCCUCGGAGAAGAAGCCCCCACUGAGGCCACGUGCCGAAAGCCCCCUAGUCACUCGGAACCGGAGCCUGUCCUCUCCCUCCAGGAUCCACCCCUCUGAGGAGGAUAGAAGGAGGCCAGCAGGAAGCAGCCGCCUGCAGCACAUAAUGGCCGAGAUGAUCUCCACGGAGAGGGAGUAUGUUAGGUCCUUAGGAUAUGUCAUCGACAACUAUUUUCCAGAAAUGGAAAGAGUGGACCUGCCUCAGGACCUGCGAGGGAAGCGCGGCAUCAUUUUUGGGAACUUGGAGAAGCUCUACGACUUCCACCAGCAGCACUUCCUCGUGGAGCUGGAGCACUGCCGGCACUGCCCCUUGGCCGUGGGACGCGGGUUUCUGCGACAUGAAGAACAGUUUGGCAUGUACGCGCUCUACAGCAAGAACAAGCCCCAGUCGGACGCCCUGCUCUGCAGCCAUGGCCACGCCUUCUUCAAGGACAAGCAACAGGCCCUGGGUGACAAGAUGGACCUGGCCUCCUACCUGCUGAAGCCCGUGCAGCGCAUGGGCAAGUACGCACUGCUGCUCCAGGACUUGGUCAAGGAGGCCGAACACUGCCCUGCCCACGAGCAGGAGCUGGGUGAGGUGAAGGCCGCAGAAGACAUGGUCCGCUUCCAGCUGCGCCACGGCAACGAUCUGCUGGCCAUGGAUGCUGUCCGCGGCUGUGAUGUGAAUUUGAAGGAGCAGGGGCAGCUGAGAUGCCGGGAUGAGUUCAUCGUUUGCUGUGGAAGAAAGAAAUAUCUGAGGCACGUCUUCCUUUUCGAAGACCUCAUCCUGUUUAGCAAGACCAGAAAGGUGGACGGAGGCUACGACAUCUACACAUACAAGCAAUCCUUCAAGAUGGCUGAAAUCGGUUUGACAGAAUCCGUCGGGGACAGUGGUGUGAAGUUUGAGAUCUGGUUCCGCAGGCGGCGGAAAUCCCAGGACUCCUUCAUUCUCCAGGCGAGCUCUCCAGAAGUCAAGACCAUGUGGACUGACAUGAUUGGGAAGAUCCUGUGGCGGCAGGCUCUGAGGAACAGAGAACUCAGAAUGCAAGAAAUGGUGUCUAUGGGAUUAAGCAGCAAACUGUUCCUGGACAUUAAGCCCAGCGACGCAGCGAUAAGUGACCGGGCUGUCAAGUACCACAUGAACAGAACAGAGUCAAGAACCCAAGCACCCAUAGCUGUGCCCUCCCGUAACCACAGCACCCCCUUCAAGAGACCACACUCCACCAUCUCAGACAGCAGCACCUCCUCCUCCAGCAGCCAGUCCUCUGCUGCCCUGCAUGUGUCCUCCAGCCAAGCCCACUGGCCCUCGCCAUACGAUGUCCACGCCUGCAUCAAGGAGGACGAGCCGGAGCAGGAGACGGGGAGCCAGCCUCCGCUACGGUCCGAGAGCUUGGAGUCUUCCCAGUGCAUGUCAGGGGAGAGCAGCCCUGGCCAACCCGGGCUGUCACAGCCCCUCACCCCGGAACUGUUCUCCGAUAAGGGCCCCCAGAGCACAUCUUCCACCCUUCCCCUGAGGGAACUACAGCCACAGCUUGAUGGAGAUCAGUUCACCACGACCAACAAAACCCCUCAUGUCUUAGGCUUCUGGACAGCAGUUUGAGUCGCAAGCAAAACACCCCAUGCUUCCGCCUGUUGCAAAUCGUGAUUGCACAGCCAGACGUUGACAGCACUGCGCAAGGGGCGCAUUGGCCAAGCAGGGCUGCUCCCCUGCUCCUUCAUCUCCCUGACUAACCUCCUGGUAACCGGCAUAUUCAGGAGUCCAGCAUCAGCUAUUUCUGAGAGCUCAGGCCUUUUUCCAACAGGAGGGCCAGGCCCCUCAGCCCCUGGUGCAGAUAGUCACUCCCCAGAGGCCCAGCCAAGGCAGUGGACACCACCCACCCACUUCUGCCUCUGGGGUGCCCUAUCAGGAGUUCAAGGAGACCUGGUACCCUCUCCUUCUGAGAACGGCGCUCCCUGAUAUCUAGUCCCACCUGCCCAUGCCCUAUGGCUGGAGCUCGGCCAGUGGUUGUCUUCAGACAAGGCUGUGUCAUGGCCAGGGC
Miniopterus natalensis is the source of this 5338-nucleotide messenger RNA. The record is from RefSeq and is a predicted model, not a curated record. NCBI's taxonomy places the organism in Eukaryota, Metazoa, Chordata, Mammalia, Chiroptera, Miniopteridae.